UACCUAUGAGGAUAACAUUUUGUACUAUUGUUAGUUACUUUUUAAGAGAGAAGCCGUGAUUUGUUGCAGGACUGUUGCUUUGAAUGGAAUGAAGUUACGACUGGAUUUGAAUGGAAUGAAGUUACGGCUGGAUUUGAAUGGAAUGAAGUUACGCCUGGAUUUCAACCAGAGUCAUUUCGCUAUAAUUACGCUUAUGAAUUUGUCAACCAAUACAAGAGAAUGACAGUGACGGAAAAACUCGCCAGUUCUAUAGACACGUUUUGUGAUUCGCCUAUAGAAUGCCGAGCGUGUCUCUUACUCACAACCAUCGCAUGGUUUCUCCAUACCUUCCUGUCCUAUGGCACAGACAUUUGGGUGGAACUGUCGGAAGGACCAACAGAGAGCAACCAAGGUCUCUGGAACCACUGUAGCAAGACCCUCAGUAACACCGACAUCACUUGUCGUGAAUCAGUUACCAACUUUCUGGAGUAUAGAAAUCAAGACGUACCGGGAUGGCUUCACGCUACCAGAUUCUUCCAAAGUAUUGGACUCCUCAUGUCUCUUGCGUCAGUCGUGUCGUCCAUUUUCUGCACGUUCGUUAAUAUAACCGACAGAAAGACAAACGCUCAAGUUGCUGCGGCGGUGAUGAAUUUUGUCACAGCUGGCAGUAUGUUAAUAGGAAUCAGUAUUUAUGGUGGUCAGUACCGAUAUGUAACUUGGCUAAAGGGCUACCAUCUUUCUUGGUCUUUUGCUUUUUCCAUUUUGGCCGGAAUUGCUCAUUUGGUCUCUGGAGCUAUAUAUAUGUUUACACUACCGGACUCAGGUAACAUAUUUAUUUCAAAACCAUGUCGAUUUCACGUCUUGGACAUAGUUUAA
This is a messenger RNA of Magallana angulata, 855 nucleotides long. RefSeq lists its product as uncharacterized. Lineage: Eukaryota; Metazoa; Mollusca; Bivalvia; Ostreida; Ostreidae. The transcript has 3 exons. The record is from RefSeq and is a predicted model, not a curated record. The coding region runs from base 220 to 855 and encodes 211 amino acids. Gene Ontology annotation, cellular component: membrane.